UAGUGCAAUUUUUUUUUAUAGAUUGUAGCAUGGUGUAGCGAAUUGAAUCUGUAUACAUAAAACAUGGGUUUUCUAUUCGAUUCUGUGGUCAUGUUUUCCACACAAAUAUUAUUCUUUGGAUUUGGAUGGGUCUUCUUUAUCUGGCAACUGUUCAAAGACUAUGAAUGUCACCACAGAACUGUACAGGUUAUUUUCUCACUAACUUUUGCCCUUUCCUGUACCAUGUUUGAACUUAUUAUAUUUGAAAUCGUGGGCCUGCUUAAUUUGAGCUCAAGGUUUUUCCACUGGAAGUUAAACUUGUACAGUAUGCUGUUUGUUGUUGUGUUUUUGGUGCCUUUCUGUAUUGCCUACUUUGUAGUUAGCAAUAUACGACUUCUACAAAAGUACAGGCUAAUAGCAGGAGGAAUUAUAUGGAUGCUUUUCAUUUAUUUCUUCUGGAAAAUCGGAGACCCUUUUCCAAUUCUCAGCGCCCAACAUGGAAUAUUAUCAAUUGAACAAGUUAUAAGCAGAGUCGGUGUCAUUGGAGUGACAGUUAUGGCUCUAUUGUCAGGCUUUGGUGCCGUGAAUUGCCCGUAUACCUACUCCUCCUAUUUCUUACGCCAUGUAACCGACGACGAUAUACAUACAAUGGAAAAAAAGCUGCUUCAAACGUGCGAACUCAUUGUUAAUAAGAAGAAGAGAAUUUCAGUCGCUCAGCAAAUGAACUCGGCAAAUCGUGAUGCAGAUGUUAGAAGUGGUAUAUGGGCAAGGUUUCGAAGCGCUGCUACUACGCAGCUGCCUGUGUCAAGUGAAAACAUCACACAGCUUCAACAAGAUGUUAAAACUCAUGAAGAAUUGAGCAGGCAGUUGUUUCUUGAGACUGUGGACUUGCAUGCUACCAAGGAGAGGAUACAAUACUCAAAGACAUUAAAAGGAAGAUACUUUAACAUUCUUGGCUACUUUUUCUCACUGUACUGUAUGUGGAAAAUCUUCAUGUCUUUCAUUUUAAUUGGAGUUAUGAUUGUGACAUCAAUAAGGGGGUUGUUGAUCACACUUACCAAGUUCUUCUAUGCGAUUUCUAGCAGCAAGUCAUCUAAUAUCAUAGUGAUGGGUCUUGCACAAAUAAUGGGAAUGUACUUCGUGUCAUCUGUUCUACUGAUGAGAAUGAAUAUGCCCGAGUCUUAUAGGACAAUUAUAACAGAAGUACUCGGCGAAUUACAAUUCCAGUUCUACCAUCGCUGGUUUGAUGUUAUAUUCCUUGUCAGUGCUUUAAGCAGCAUUGGCUUCUUAUAUCUUGCUCAUAAACAAGCACCUGAAAAACACACUGUCAGAGAGUUACAUUUAUCCAGUGCAUUUACUUAGUUAAGAAUCUGGUUCGAUUUUCAGUUGAUUUUUUUCUCGUUUCACACUAGAGUUUUGGUGAUGCAUAAACGCAAUAGUGAUGUCACAGAUUAAUGUUAGUAUAGUGUAAUAUUAUAUUAAACAUAGUUAGAUAAAUUUAAAACCAGUAAUUCUUUAUAAAUUGUAUUUCAAAUAUUAAUAGACCGCACUCAAAACAUGUGCAUUAUAAUUUACUAAAAUAUUUUGUCCAUAACAGUCAUUACAGUUCAUGACAAAUUUUGAAAUGUUUUACUUUAUUUGCCAUUUUGCGCUAACUGAUAAAUUAUUGCCAUAUUUUACUGCUAGAUGAACCGUGGUACCUUAAGUUAGUUACAUCAACAUAGUUAUAUAAGCAUGGAGAGAUUGCAAACGGUGAAGUUAAAACGGUUAGGUUUGCAUGAAUACCUAUGCAGUUUACCACCUGCAAUACUGGACUCAUUAUAUGAACACCCUGCAACUUGUAUGGCUGUAUUUAGGGAGCUCCCAGAGCUAGCCAAGUAUUAUAUUAUGCGAAUAUUGUUCGUGGAACAACCUAUAUCUAAAGCUGCUGUGUCUGCUUGGGUGAAAGUUAAUGCUAAGCAAGACCACAAUGAAGCUGUGAAAUCCAUGUGCAGCUUACGGGUUUGGAUGGAGAGUAAUCUACAAGGUUCAGCUUCAACUGCCUUCAUUAUGAGCUCAAUAUUUAGAAGAAAUCUACAAAAAGCACUUGUUGGCGGUGGGGAGCCAUGGUCAAGCACCGCACACCUUGGUCCUGAUAAACAUGGUAAAGACAUUGAAAGCUUGGAUAAAUACGCAAGUGAAAGAUGGGAGAUGUUAUUGCAUUACUUAGUUGGAUCAGAAACGAACUCAACCAUAAGCCAAGACAUCAAAGACCUGAUUAACCAAGCUGGCUUGAUGAAGCAAGGCAGUGAAGGGGGGAGAUCAUAUUCCAUCAUUACUGCUAAGGGAUUCCAAUUUCUAUUGUUGGAUAACGCAUCACAAGUUUGGUAUUUUGUCCUUGAAUAUUUGGACUGGGUUCGAGAGCGAGGAAUGAACUUGGUUCCAAUCCUUCGAUUUAUCUUUGAACUUAGUUUCUCUUCACCUGGAAAGGACCUACCAACUGACGGGAGAGAUGACCAUGUUCUCAUAUGCCUCCAACAUUUCAGGGAGAUGGGACUUGUAAUGCAAAGAAAGAGAAAGUCGCGCCGUUUCUACCCCACUUACCUUGCUAUUAACUUGGCAAACCGGGCAAAUGCGUCGGUUACGAACGUGACGAACAGUCGGGGCUUUAUUUUGGCUGAAACUAACUUUAGAGUCUAUGCUUAUACAGAUUCAGAACUGCAGUAUUCCAUCUUGUCUCUAUUUUGUAAAAUGUUGUAUCGUUUCCCGAACGUAUGUGUUCUACAACUGACGCGUAAAAGUAUCCAAUCAGCUGUUGUGAACGGAAUAACUGCCGACCAGAUCCUACAUUAUAUUAAAGCUAAUGCGCAUCCUGAUAUGCUCAAAAAUGACCCUAUUAUAGCUCCCACCCUUGCGGACCAGGUUCGACUAUGGGCCAUGGAAAGAGAUAGGUUGACAUAUAGAGAUGGUGUCCUGUAUAACCAGUUUCUUGCACAGAAAGAUUUUGAAGUUUUAAGAAACUAUGCAAAGGAACUUGGCGCCUUAAUUUGGGAAAACUCAUCCAAAAGAUACAUGGUGGUUACAAAGGAUGGGCAUGACCAAGUAAAGAGAUAUUGGAAAAAAUAUAAAAAAGAAUCAGACACUUGAUCAUAUCUGAAGUUGGAUCAUUAUUACAUGAUAAAGUUCAUUAUGAUGGAAGAGGGGAGAUGAUUGUGAUGUCAUUGGUUGGAGUUAUGACAUGAUAAUGUGUUGUGUUUGAUCACUGCCACAAUGAAUGUGAUUUAUUUGCAAUAAAACGUUUUCACUUGCUAAGUUGCAUUGCGUUGUUUAAUUUUGCAGUUGGUGUUAUGCAAACUGUUCAUAUAAUACAACUUUUUCUCUCU
Molecule: messenger RNA, 3341 nt
Organism: Ciona intestinalis (vase tunicate)
Lineage: Eukaryota; Metazoa; Chordata; Ascidiacea; Phlebobranchia; Cionidae
Source: RefSeq, a predicted model, not a curated record